AUGUCUUAUAUAAAUAAUAAUGUCGAAAAAAGAAAAUCAUUAAAAAAACAUAAUAAUAAUAAUAAUAAUAAUAAUAACAAUAACAAUAACAAUAAAGUAGACACUCUUGAUAUUAAGAAUUAUGAUGAUAGUAGUAAACAUAUAAAUAAAAACCCGCAUGUUCUAGAUUCGAUUUUAUUAAGCAAUAUGGAAAAAGAUAAAAAGUUAAAAUUAUUAAAUAAUUAUAUUAAUAUGUUUGAUAAAAAUAAAAACGACAAAGUCACAACAAACCAUCCGAGUCAUAAUAUUUAUAAUAGUAAAAAUAAUGAUACCUAUGAUGAUCAGGAUCAAGACGAACAAUAUGUAGAUACGGACGACUCGUUCAUAUUAUCUAAUACAAAGAAAAAAAUAAAUAAAAGAGAUAUUAUCUCAUAUGAUAAUUACAUUUUUGAAGAGGAAGAUAAAGUAUCUUCGAAAUAUUUAGAAUAUAAAAACGACAGUACGCCUCAUAUGAAAAAGAAGAAAGACGAAGGUAGCAACAGAAAAGGUAACAUAAACAUGGACAGUAAUAAUAAUAAUAAUAAUAUAAACACGAAGAGUAACACAAACAACAACAACAACAACAACAACAACAACAAUAAUAAUAAUAAUAAUAAUAAUAAUAAUAAUAAUAAUAAUAAUAACGACGAUUAUUAUGAUGAUAAUAAUUAUUAUCAUAACAACCAUAGCGAUAGUAUUAAUAAUAGUAUUAAUUAUAAUGAUAAUAUUCAUAGAAAAGAGAAAAAAAAUAAAAAGAAUACGCAUAACGAAAAAAAAUAUAUAAGUGAUAUGUAUAAUUUUCAAUAUGAUGAUUAUGACAAAAAAAAAAAAAAAAAAAAUACAAUAGAAACAUACGACUCCGAUACGAAGAAUAGUGAUAUUUUUAUUAAUACUGGAUUUCUUCCCUACUCUUUGAAUAAAAAAAAAAAUAAUAAGAAAAGGAAAGGGAAAAAAAAAAAUGAACAAGAAGAAAAUAUGCACAACAUUAAUUAUGAUGAUAAUAUGGAUGACGAUGAUGAUAAUAAUGAUGAUGAUAAUAAUGAUGAUGAUAAUAAUAAUGAUGAUAAUAAUAAUGAUGAUGAUAAUAAUAAUGAUGAUGAUAAUAAUAAUGAUGAUGAUAAUAAUAAUAAUGAUGAUAAUAAUAAUAAUGAUAAUAAUAAUGAUGAUGAUAAUAAUAAUGAUGAUGAUAAUAAUACUGGGUCUUUUUUUAAAAAUAAAAUGAUCCAAUCUCAUGUUAUAAACAACAAAUAUGAUAACACAAAUGAUUAUUUAGAUGAUCUUGAAUCAUUUGAAUACAAUAAAACAAAAAAGAAAAAAAAAAAAAAAAAUGAUACCAUGGAUGAUGUUUUUAAAAAUAAAAGAAACGAUAAUACAAAAGUAAAAUAUAAUUAUAAUAAUAAUAAUAAUGAUGAUGAUGAUGUAUUAGAAUACGAAUUAAAUUAUAUACAUAAUUCUUUCGAUACACAUCCCAAAAAAUGGAUCCAUUAUUCUCUUCCAGAUAAUUAUGAUGGAGAAAAAAAGAAAAAAAAAAAUAAAACAAAAAAAAAAAGACAUGACAUGAACUUUUAUAGUAUAGAUAAAAAUAAUUUAGAUGAACAGGAUUUGUUUAGUAAUCAAGAAGCAUUAACCAUUUUAAAAAAAUUUUCUAGGGAAAAUAAUGUAUCUGUUCCAUAUAAAGAAAAAAAAAUAAACAAAAAUAAAAAAAACUCAUCAAAUAGUAUGUAUAAAGAUUAUUCGAAUAAUAUUAAUAAUUAUAAUAAUAAUAAUAAUAAUAAUAAUAAUAAUGAUGAAAAUAAUAAUUAUAAAGAGAUUGUUUCUAAUUAUGAUAAUAACCAUGAAUACGAUAAAAAAAAUAAAAAUAAAAUCCAAGUUGAACAAAAUGUACACAUGAUAAAUUACGCUAAUGUAAAUAGGAAACAUAAUUCAGAUAUUCUCCCUAAAGAAGAUGGAAGUAAUAAAAAAACAAACAUUAAUAAUCAUAAUGAUAAUAAUUUUAAUGUAAAUAAAGAAUUGUCUAUUAACGACAAUGUAUAUGAAAAUUUUAUAAGGGAAUAUAAAAAUCUACAAUCCCUAUUUUCAUAUAAUAAAAAUAAAAUCGAAGAUCAUUUAAAUCCCCUCACGCGUAUUAUGGAAAAGAAUAAAGAGGACAAAAUUGUUUUAGAAAAUAAUAUUAACAAGUUUAUUUUAAAUGCACAUGAGGGGUUAUCAAAAAAAAUGUUGAGCUAUCAUAUGGAUGAACAGGAGGGCGUGCAAGGAAUGAAAUCUAUUGAAGAUGAUAAAAAGGGUGAUGAUAAUAAAGAUGACGAUGAUAAUGAUGAUGAUGAUGAUGAUAAUGAUGAUGAUGAUAAUGAUGAUGAUGAUAAUGAUGAUGAUGAUGAUGAUAAAGAUGAUGAUAAUAAUGACAAUAAUGAUGAUAAUGAUGAUAAUUAUGAUGAUAAUAAUGAUGAUAAUAAUGAUGAUAAUAAUGAUGAUAAUUAUGAUGACGAAACUACCAUUAGCUAUUCCAAAAGUGAUUUAUCAAAAAUGGUUGAAUAUAUAAAUAAUGAUGAUAUGGAAGAAAUGACAGGAUUUAGUAAUAAUAAUCCUGUAUUACAAAAAAAAAAACAAAAUAAAAAAAAGAAAAAUGAACAGAAUAAAGAUAAUAUAUUAACAAAAAAUAGUAAACAUAAUAGUACACAUACAAUUAAUUGUAAAAAUAAAAAGGAUCUUAAGAAUUUAUCCACAUGUACAAAUAUAAUGGAUGAAUCUAUUCAUAAUAACAACAAUAAUAAUAAUAUGAACAGUAAUAAUAUGAACAGUAAUAAUAAUAUGAACAGUAAUAAUAUGAACAGUAAUAAUAUGAACAGUAAUAAUAAUAUGAACAGUAAUAAUAUGAACAGUAAUAAUAAUAUGAACAGUAAUAAUAUAAAUAGUAAUAUUAAUAUGAACAGUAAUAAUAUAAAUAGUAAUAAUAAUAUGAAUAGUAAUAACAAUAUGAAUAGUAAUAAUAAUAUAAAUAGUAAUAAUAAUAUGAAGAGUAAUAAUAAUAGUAGUAGUGAUAUGAAAAUUAUAGAAAGUAAUAAUAUACCUUAUUCGCCAAAUAAUAAUAUGAAAAAAAAAAAGAAAAAAAAAAAAAACUUAAAAGAAAAAUUAAAUAAUAACAUUAAAUAUAAUGAAAUAAUUACAAAGUCAUAUAUGUUUCCAACAAACAAAAUAAUAAAACAUGAUAAAGGUGUAGAAUACGAAACAAAAAAUUCAAAACAUCUCUUACAUAAAAAUUUUAAUAAUAUAUAUAACCAAAGUGAACAGAAUUGGUCUCUUCAUGAAGACCUUUUAAAAGAGAUUUUAACAAAAGAAGAAUAUAAUGAAAACUUGAUCAAAAAAAAAAAAAAUAAAAAUAGUAAAUUAAAUAAAAAGACAGUACAUAAUGAAGAAACACUUCUACAUAAACAAAUCGAAGAAAAAUAUGAUAACGUACAUACUUAUAUAAUUGAAACGAGAAAAAAUAAAUAUUCUCUUAGUGACCAUGAAAAACAAAACAGUUUUACAAAAGACCGGGUUCUUCAUUCAAAAAAAAAAAUCAAAGGAAAAAAAAAUAGUAAGAGCAACAUGAAAAUGGUAUCUCCAAAUAAGGAGAACAAAAAGGAAAGAACAAUGAAAAAUCAAAAUGAUAAUCAUCUUAAUAAUCAUGAGAGUGAUGACAAUAAUAGUAAUGAAAACAGUUAUGAGGUAAGUACUAUGUAUGAUGGAAACAAUAGCAGUAUUCAUGAUGAUAAUUCAAAAAAGGAAAAAUUCAGUGAUAAUGAAAAAUAUCAUGAACGUGCUGAAGAAGAAAAUAUAAGUGAUGAUCUUUACCAAGAAGAUGAUAGUGAUCAUUCAAAUAAAGAAAUUAAAAUGAAUAUGAAAUCAAUGACCAGCUUCGAUAAAGAAAAAAGGAGAUAUACAAUACAAAAUCUUGAAGAAAUAAAGAAAAAAUCCAAAAAAAUUAUUAACAAAAAUGAAAACCACAAAUAUGGGUAUAAUAGUGAUUAUAUGAACGAUUCAUGUGAUUUAGCGGUGGAAAAAAAAGAUAAAAAAAAAAAAACACAACAAGAAAAUUGUGAUAAUAAAUGUGAUAAUAAAUAUGGUAAUAAAUGUGAUAAUAAAUAUGGUAAUAAAUAUGGUAAUAAAUAUGGUAAUAAUUACGAUAAUAACUACGAUAAUAACUACGAUAAUAAGUACCAUAAUAACUACGAUAAUAAGUACCAUAAUAAGUACCAUAAUAAUAAUAACAAUUGUGAUAAAGAUAAUUAUAAUAAUAAGGACAAAUUUCUUCCCAAUGAUCAAGCUUUUAAUUAUGAUAAUCGUAAAGGAAAAAAAAAAAAUAAAGAAGAUAUAUUAAAAGAUCAAUAUAAUGAUGAACAUAUAAAAGAAUAUUUUUAUUCCUUAAUAGAAGGACAAGUCUCUAAAAACAAUAAAAACAAAAAAAAAAAAAAUUCGCAAAGAGAUUAUAGUUUGAAUAAAUCUACUAAAGAAAAAGGAGUAAAAAAAGAACGUCUUUUACACAAUAAACAUUUUAAAGACACUGAUUCGGAAGAAGAUCAGAACAACAAAAAAAAUAAAAAUAAUAUUUAUUUAAAAAAAAAUUACGACCAAGAAAAUGAAAAAGAUAAUGAAUAUGAAAACGAAAAAAGUUAUAAAAAAAGUACACGCCCUUAUUAUGAAGAAGAUCAUACACCUUAUCGUAAACAGAAUAUUCAGGAUUGGUCUUCCUACACAAAAGAUAAAGAAAAUAAAUUAAAUAUGGAUGAUGAUAUAAAUAUGAAUAAAGGAAAUGACCAAGACAUAAGCCGUACCUAUAAAAAUGAAAAAAAUAAAGAAGAAGAUAAAUAUGAAAAAAAUGAAAAAUAUGAUAAAUAUGAUAAAUAUGAAAAAAAUGAAAAAUAUGAAAAAAAUGAAAAAUAUGAAAAAUAUGAUAAAUACAAAAAAGAUAAUAAAAAUCAACAUGAUGAUCCACUUUAUGAUAAUAUUAAAAAUUACGAUAAUGAUAAUAAAGGGCUAGAGUUCUUUUCAAACAAUUUCUUUCAUAUUAAAAAAUUUAUAGAAAAAAAAGAAAAUGAAAAUAUUCACAUGUCAAAAAUUGAAAAUUCACAAAAAGAAGAAGAAUUAAAUCUUAAAAGAAAUAACCUGAACAGUUCAGGUAAAACAGAAAAACUUGAAAAAUUCUUAGGAUUAUAUAAAGAAAAUAAUGAAGCUAUGGAUUUUUAUAAGAGUGUUUUGAUAGAAGAAAAGAAUAGUAUGAAUAUGUCAAAAAAUAUGAUAAAUAAGAAUAAUUUAAAUGAUGAUCGUAUGAAGGAUAAUAUAUCUAAAAUAAAUCGUUAUAAUAGUGAUGAUACAUAUAUAAAAGUUGAAAAUAAUUACGAUAAUAAAAAAGAAAUGAACAAUUCUGAUGAGUUAAAUGGUAAAAAUAAUAAUAGUAAUAAUUACAAUAAAAGCCACAGCAAAAACAACAGCAACAGUAACAGUAACACCACCACCAAGAACAACAACAAUAAUAAUAAUAAUAAUAAUGGUGGUGAUAAGAAUCGUCGUAAUAAUUUUAAUAAUAAUAAUAAUAUUUAUAUGUGUAAAAAUGUAAAGAAUAUAAUUUUAUCUUUAGAAUUAAGUAAUGAAGAAAAAAUUAAUGAAGUGAGGAAAAUUUUAUUUUAUUCAUCAAGUGAAGAAAAGAAAUAUAUUAUGAAUGAAAUAUUAAAUAUAUUAUAUAUUUAUCCACAAUUAUAUGUUUCUUGUAUUAUUAGUUUGUUUUAUUUAUUUAUAUUAGAUAAUGAAAUCUUUGAAAAAUAUUUUAAUGCUGAUGAUUUAGUAUACCUGUUUAAUGAAAAAAUAGAUUUUAGAUAUGCUGAGUGGUUCUUAAAAACGUACCUAUUUUAUAAAUAUAAAUAUUCUGAUAAUACACAUACCAAGGGAUCUAUAUAUUAUAUAAAGAAGGGUUCACCAAGAAAUAGUAUGAAAAGGGAGGACAGCAAUAUGUAUGCUGAUCAAAAAAGUGUCAUGGUAGAAAAUACAAAAAAAAAUUAUUUAAAUGAAGGAAACCAAAAAGAUGAUGAUAACAAAAACAAUUAUGACGAUAACAAAAAAAAUGAUGAUGAUGAUAACAAAAACAAUUAUGACGAUAACAAAAAAAAUGAUGAUGAUAACAAAAAAAAUGAUGAUGAUAGCAAAAAAAAUGAUGAUAAUAACAACAAAAAUGAGGAUGAUGAUAGUAUCAACGUCUCAACAAGUUUAAAAGGAAUCCAUAAAAACACGUUUGAUCCUUUUUUUGAGAAACACAGUAACAGCUCACUUAUAGAUUCAGGUGAUGACUACUUAUGUGAUAUGAAUAAUUUAUCCAAUAAUAAAAAAGAUAUAUAUAUCUUAUGGACAUAUUUUGAGAGCUCGAAAUGUGUAGGAUAUAAUGAAUGUAAAACAUUAUUAAGUUUAUGCUUAAAAAACGAAAAUGAAACAUGUAUUAAUAAUAUUAGUGCUUCUAAAGUUAGAAGUUUAGUUAUCUCCAUAUGGUCGAAUAUACCUUCAUCGAAACCUAAACGUUCAUUUAUAAAAUUAAUAUUUAAUUGGAUAAAUAAUAAAAAAGAUGAUUUACAUAAAAAAAAAAAUUUAUUUUAUUUAUUAAAAUCAGAAAAGAAAAAUAAUAAGAAUUUAUCAAAAAUAUGUUUUAAUUAUUUCUUAAAUUAUUUAAUUAAAUAUAAAGAUAAUUGUUCAAAUGAUAUUAUAUAUAUAUUAUAUUUGAUAGAUGAAAAUGAAUUAAAAAUAUAUUCGAAAAAUUUUAUACAAAAUCAUAAAAUAAAUUUUAAUCAAUUUAUAUCCAUAUGGAAUAUUAUGUGUAUAUUAUUUUGGGAUACUGAUGAAAUUAAUAAUUUUACAUUUUUACAAAAAAAUAAAUAUUAUUAUUAUGAUUUUAUGUUAAUAUUCUUAAAAACAUUUUAUGAUUAUAUAAAUGUAAAUAGAGACAUGAGAGAAAUCAUGAAAAUGAAAUUGAAGAAAACAUUUCUAACAGGAUAUCAUCAUGAUGUUGAGGCACCUCAAGAACAUAUAUCCCUUUACCAAGAAAAAAAUAUUACUCAUAAUCAAGACAAUCGUUUAAGUUUUACUUAUAUGAAAAAAAUGUCUCUCUUGAAUUCAUCCAUAAAUAAUAAUAAAGAAGACAAACAUGAGGAUCAAAAUGAAUAUCUGAAUCUUUUUGAUAUUGAAAAUAUAAUUAAUAAUUUUAAUUUUACUGAUUUUGUAAAUAAUGAAAUUAGUAGAGACAAUUAUUUCGAUUCGUUCUUUGGAGCGACCAAUAUGCCUAUCCCCAGCAUGUCGAAUAUAUCUUUGACUG
Plasmodium reichenowi is the source of this 7351-nucleotide messenger RNA. RefSeq names its product ubiquitin carboxyl-terminal hydrolase 1, putative. The record is from RefSeq and is a predicted model, not a curated record. The annotation marks the transcript as partial. The transcript has a single exon. Gene Ontology annotation, biological process: protein deubiquitination. NCBI's taxonomy places the organism in Eukaryota, Apicomplexa, Aconoidasida, Haemosporida, Plasmodiidae. Gene Ontology annotation, cellular component: nucleus; cytosol. Gene Ontology annotation, molecular function: cysteine-type endopeptidase activity; cysteine-type deubiquitinase activity.